Pocillopora meandrina is the source of this 35588-nucleotide messenger RNA. The record is from the annotation of a GenBank genome assembly. NCBI's taxonomy places the organism in Eukaryota, Metazoa, Cnidaria, Anthozoa, Scleractinia, Pocilloporidae.
AUGGGAAAUGGUGACAGAAACUCUGUGGUGAAGCAUGUUGUUUAUGGACUGCUGACAAGAUAUGUGCGUUUCCUGCCACAAACUUACAAGGGUUUGGUGUGUCUGAGAACAGAAGUGUUUGGAGUGAAACAAAAGCCAGGUAUAUGUCAGGCAUGAUAAUAUUACAUAACCAAAGGAGGUUCAAUAUAUACAUUUAUCAUAUUGCUGGCAGUGCAUGUGGGCAAUAUGAAGCAAAUCCUGUGUUCUGAUUGGCUAUCUGAGCUCAUCUUGCUUGCUCAAGAUUGCCCUCUUUGAUCCUGUGUAAGAAAAAGUGGACUUACAAAGUUAGUAACUUUUGCAUAAUGUGAUAAAGUUGCAAAAAGAGGCAGAACAUAGUCAAAGCAGAAAAAACAAGCAACAUUUUUGGGUUUAUUAUGCUACAAACACGGUUAGCUUCCUUCCCUGGCUCUUGAAAUUAACAAGUUAUUCUUGAUUCUUAUGAAAGCAAAAUGUUUAGCUAUAUAAUAAAUCCCUUAUUGACCAAACUUGUUUAGGUAAGAUGGCUGGUUAUUGACUUGGUUACUUUUUCUAUUUUUGUGGACCUUGACUUUGUCUCUGUCAACAAAAUUAUGGAAAAAAAGAACUUGGUUGGUAUACAGCCAUCUUGACCUCACACUUGGUCAAUAACCCAUUUAUAUAUGUAGAUUUUAUAUUCUGGUAUUCUUUGAUACUUUUAGAAAAGAUUUGCUUGCUUAGCAAGUCCAUUGUUCAAAACUAAGUUUCUUUGAGAUUAUCUUUGUGGAAGGUUUUGUCAGUGCUAAGUGAAAUAUAGACAAACAAAGGCUUGACAAAUUGUAGUAUGUUGCAAUUGUUAAAUCAACUGAAUAACUAGGCAAAAGGUAGUCAUUUUAUAACAGAAGUGAGGAAGUGAUAGAAAUAGCUUUAAUCUGAAAUGGGUAAUUCAUAAGCUAUUGCAGGGUUGAACUAUAACAUGAAACUAAUUGGCACAAAUAUCUCCUAGAUGACACUAUUUGGUUCAGAGAAGUGUUGGUACAGUACAACUACACAUAAUAAAAAAAAAGGAAUGGAAGGAAAGCGAGGAAUUUGGGAAAAAAAAACUGCAUAACUCUUUUUCUUUUGUUUUAUAAUAUCUUGAGUGGAACCACUCUGUUGCAAUAGUAAGUUUUUCCUGGCCCAUGUGGUAAGAUUUUCUUCAAUAUCUGUUCACAGAGAACCUUGCCCUAGGGAAGGCUACAACUCAGUCUUCAACAUUCAACAUUACUGCUGACAAUGUUUAUGGUGUGUCUGGAAAUGCAGUGGAUGGAAAUCCUGACACUAACUUUUUAAAAGGGAGCUGUUCACAUACUCAGAAUAAUAACCCCAGUUGGUGGAGAGUGGACCUGGGUUCAGACCAUGUUGAUGUCUCUGAAGUUCAUAUAGUCAACAGGUUCUCACAGCAUGUGGUUACUGAAGACUACAAAAUAACAUUUGGUGAGUUUUGUUAUCCUUUGAUCAAAUGUAAGGUCAACCAUGCAUACAUCACGUUAUAAUCAACUGCUAAACAACAGGCCAGUUUGGAUGUUACAGGAAUUUUUGAAACCUCAGCUAAGCUGUUUUGACCUUGUUAUUAAUCAACCUAGAUGUUUUUUACUUGUCAUUGCUCAGUCAAUACAGGGCCUCAGUUUAAGAUUUUCUAGCAAGGAUCUUACCUGUGGUUUCUUGUAGAGUUCAGUUAGUACAUGUAAAUGGGACCAGAGUACUAGAAGCAGGAUACUCAAGUGUCAUCAUUUGUCUACACUGUACCUUCACAUGGGACACUAAGUUUACCUUCAGUAAUAACUUUUUUACCUGGCCACUCUGUUAAGGCUAUUAUGGCAUGUACAAAAUUAAUGUGAUUAAAUCCUUGUUUUGGUAGUUUUAAUUUCUUUUUAAUAUGCCAAAUAACAUUUCCAGGAUGUUUACUUUGUUAAAGAAUCUAUUACAAAUUGAUCAUGGUUGCCACAUGGAACCAAACUCUACUGUCUAGUAAUUCUGACUUUCAGUGCCUCAUAAUCUGCAGGUAGCUCUCCUAAUGUUGUAGGCAACACCCCCUGUGGAGGACUCUAUGAUUUUCAUAACUUCACUGUAUCAGCUGUUUGUUUUACCAAACCACUGAAAACUGGUAGAUAUGUAGGGAUUUUAACCACAAAGAUACAAAGUCUUCAGCUGUGUGAGGUAGAAGUCUAUUCACGAGGUAACUUUUCACUUACUCUUUAUACUAAACUUAAUGUAGAAGUGAAGUCACUUUUCCUCUUUUAAAAAUUGACUCAUCCAAGACUUUUUUAUAUACACAUUAAUUUAGGUUGAGUAUACUUAUGUUUGCAUGUUUAAUGUACAAACUGUAUUUACCAUUAUGAUAAUUACUACAGCCAAAAGUCAUAUUGAAUUUUAAGUAGCACAAAAGCCUUGAAAAGUACACCUGAUUUUAUGAUGAUAUUGAUAAAUCAAGUGCCCCUGGAAUAUGUUCUUGCUGAGUGGAUAAAUCGAUACUCUUGUUUAAUCUCACAGAAACCCUUUAACCAUAAAGAUCUUAGAAAAGUUUUGUUGGGAAUUAUUUUAUAGUCAUGCUUGUAAGAAUUGUCUUUUGAUAAGUAAUUUAAAUAUAGGUUUAUUUGCUAUUUGAAUAUAUAUAUAUUAGAACACUUUUCCUUGAUAUUUAGGUCUUAAAAUUUACCUUUGGUCUGUUGCCUUAAUAAGUGUCUAAGAAUAGUACAAUUUGUCUUCCAGUAUGUCAGCAAUUUUAAGUCUUCAAUCAAUCAAUCAAUCAAUCAAGCAAUAUAAGUAUGUCUCUCUAUUAAUUUACCAGUUAGGGAUGACCAGUAGAAUUUAUAUAGUAGUACACUGUAGCUUAAGAAUGGAGUAAAAUGCUAUAAUUACAAUGGAGAUAUAUUUUCAAUUUCAAAAUUUACACAUACACCUGUACAUUAUUUUUUUUUUCUUAUAUCAAAGUUAUUGCAGUUUGGUGUCCUUUGCUUUCCAGCUUUUUGGCAAAGGCUGGUACAUCUGUAGGCUGCCCAAAAUGUAAUAUCUACCAUCUACCAGUUUUUUAAAAAUACCCUUUGUUUUAAUUUUUCUAUAUAAUGUACAGUGUAACAAACAUAUUCAGUACAACUCAAUGCAACUGUCAUUCUAUGAUCAGUAUGUGGACAGCGAUCACCUUCGUCCAGGGAAACUUUUCUUUUUUUUGUCAAUACGACUUCAACAUGGACAAAGCGUGUAAUUCAUUAAGGAUUCCGGUUUUAAUUGACACAUGUGCAAUGAGGUGCUAGAAUUACCUAGGGACACUGGACACCACCAAGUAUCCUAGCGACCGAUUGCAGAUUCAGCAAAACAAGUUGACCGGCUUUAUCGAUCACACACCUGUCUUGAUCACAUGAGCUAAACGCAUGGUUAAAUAAAAACAUGAUGGCACUUCCACAAACUGUGGGCUUCAAAGCUGAAGCAGUCAAUAAAGAAAGAGUUUGGUGUGCGUGCACUGUUGAAGAAGUAGACAAUGUUUACGUGAUCAUUUCCUUUGAUGGCUGGAAUGCAGAAUGGAAUGGCUGUGUCUGUGAUCCACGAGAGAUCAGGGAUUGAACAUUGCCUGAUCAGAAAAGCAAGGGAAGAAACCUUUCCCUUCAGUGAACAAUGUCUUUGCUCUAAGAAAACUGACUUUUACUUUUAAAUAUCACCCAAAAUUAUGUAAACAAAAAGCUCAAAUUACAGUUCUCCUCAAUUUUAGGCAUGAAUUCGCAUAAUCUUUCAUGGACGAAAUCUUUAUGACUUUCAAAGAUCAAAACCAUUUUCUAAACUACAUCUGCUUUAUCUUUAUCUUUAUCCACUUAGCAAACAAAGCUUUCCAAAUUACAUUCAAAACACCAGACAUAGUUCACUUUGAAUUUUUCGAUCUAUCCUAGUUUCUCAGACUGCAUCCAAAAAGGUUUUAUUACACAGCUUCCAUCUAAGACUCCCAGUGGAACAUGACGUAAAAUACAUCACAUGUUACUGGGUAACAGUGCUCAUACAUAUGCACGAACCCCACUCAAGUGGGGUUUGCAGAAUUACACACUUUGUCCAUGUUGAAGUCAUCAUGGUGUGUACAUUUUCUCCUAGAAAAUCUGGCAUUUCAAAAACCAACAUAUCAGCACAUAAGGACAUUAGCAGGCGGCACAAGUGAUAGAGCAGUUGAUGGAAAUAGCAAUAUGAACUUUGCAGGUGAAUCAUGUUCAUUUGUGCAAGACGAUCCAUUUCCAUGGUGGAGAGUGGAUCUAGGACAAGAUGAGUUUGUGACUGAAGUGUAUGUAGUUAGUUUACUUGAUAGAGAUCGUCUGAGGAAAUUUGAGAUCAGAGUUGGUAGGUUAAUACACUUGCAGUAAUGGUUAUUUUUGAAGUGGUCAAUGCACUCUUAGCUUAAUGUCCUCAAGAAAAGAGGGGAAAAUGGUGUGCUAUGGUUUCCAGCUUCGACAAAAGCUGGAUUGGACCAGGUUGGAUCAUGGUCAUGAUCAGGGAUCAGAUCAUGGGUUGCAUCAUAGACCAAACAAAAAAGUUUUCAAAAAAUUAGACAAAAAAAAAAAAAAAAUAUAUAUAUAUAUAUAUAUAUAAAUGUGGGGGUAGAGUCUAUCUUGGUCUAUCUCUUUCUAAAGUGCUCAAUGCUGUGGCAGCAGAGCUAAGUAUACAUAUGUUAAAGAACUAAAGAGGACGCAUCAAUUCUCUGUAUGAAUCAAUGCAACCUCUUUAAUUUUUUAACUUAUGUAUAUAUAUAUAUAUAUAUAACUGUUUUUGAAAUAAGAAAUAAAAAUAAGAUUGAAAAACUAAAACAUGUUAAUUUAAAUUAGAAAUGUUGCAUGACAAGCCAAAAUGAAAUCUGUGUGACAUAAAAAAUUGCUUUACAUAAAUUGCACUCAUGCAUUUCAGCUGUCAUAUUUAAACCAUUCUUACUCCUCACCAAGCCUCUUCUCUUGUGUGUGGUUAGUAAUAUUGAAUGUGAGAUGAUAUUAAAAAAAGUUAGUUGAAUGCAAGAAGAUUUCAUUUUCAAUAUGAUUUACAAAAUAUGGUAAAAUACUUCUCCAGGAAACUAAAGUGCUCGUUUAUGCUUUGGUCAUGGUGAUAUAAACAAGUGCUAAUAAACUUUGCAGCACAUGAUGACAUUUUGCUCUGCAGUUUUUUUAAUUCCCUGUGUUUUCAAUACAUUCUCAGAAAUAAUAGAUUGGGAAAUUUCUAUCCGUUUGAAUGUUACUUCUUUGAGUAGAAAAGAUGAAAAAUCUGAUUUUUGCCCUUGCAAAUGGGGAGUCAACUCAUACACAUAUAAAUACAGUAAUAAUGGACUGUUGAAAUGAUUCAUACCUCUUGCUUGCCUUUGUCCAUGGUGGCACUACACAAAACUCCUUGACACAGUUGUGAAAGUGACUACAUGGAGUUUUGGGGCAAAAAAGCUUCCAGUGGGGCCUACAUAUGCUCCAUUAUGUCACUCAGACUUUUACUUUGAGGUAAUUUGGUUUUAUUAAUGAGUUGAUAAAGUAAAUUGGCCUCUGUUAAGAUUUCAGAAGCUGAUGUUUCAAGUGUUAGCCCUUUGUCAGAGAGAAUCAUUCCUUUGUCAUUCACUCUGACAAAGGGUUAACACUCAAAAUGUCAUCUUUUAAAAUCUAAACGGGGACCAAUUUAUUUACAUUAUCAACUCUUAUAUUUUGUUUAUUAUUAAUUUUUCAAAACUCUUUUUUCUGAUCCAUGAUCCAAUCUGAUCUGGUCCUGGUUUUGCCAACGCUGCUGUGGUUUCCACAUUCUUGUCAACCCUCAGCCAGAGCUAUUUCUGUAUGAACAUGCAUCAUAUAAUUGCUGUUAGGUUUAGAUAUUGGUAUUUUGAUUUGACAGUUGUACACAUAGAUACCCUUACACGGUUGUGCUCUGCUGGUUCCUGUUUACCAAAAGGAACUGAGUUUUAGCUUCAGGCAACUGGAAAACAUUGCCAUUUUGCUGAGUGGGUUGGCUGGCUGUGCUCUUUUUACUCUCUUUUCAAGUUGGAUGCAUGAUUAUGCUCAUUGGCUAAAAUCAUGGCUGCUGCCAAAUGACAGAAGGGAAGAAUCUUCAUAAUUUGAAGGAACAGGAGCAGUUUUGAUAGUUAAGGGGCUACAUUGAAAUUUUUAGUGUGAGCUCUGUCUUGAUGAUGUGUAAAAUAACUGCCAGACAAUCACAAGUAUUGGCAGGGACUAGCUUAUUGCAAAUAAUAAUACUAAUAGCAGUAACUGUUUCUGGUAAUUGGCUUGUAUUACUGAGCAUCAUGCCCUUGCUAUGCAUAACUUUUGAGUCAGUCUAGCCUACACACUAGAAAAAGGGCAGCUUUUAUUAAGGUAAAGGCUCACUAGGGAGGUAAAUCUUGCUUGUUUUGAAAGUGGAUAUCUCUGUUUGAUCAGUAUAUGUCUUAUUUUACAGUCAUCUCUUUUAAGUUGUUUGUACUUUUUGACAGUGAUUUAUUAUUACGGUAUUCUUUCAGGCACAGUAUCAAGUAUUAAUGAUACUAGUAUGACUAGUCCCAAAUGUGGUAGGGCAGUUACUCAUAACCUUCGUCCAGGAGAAGGUUUGUCAUUCUUCUGCCAUCCUAGUUUGAAAGGAAGAUAUGUCACCAUCAGGGAUGUUAGGCCAGGUCUAUCAGGAUUCAAUCUUUGUGAAGUUGAAGUGUAUUCAGAACAAAGAGGUAUGGCAUAUCUGGAUAUUUUGAAGAACUACUCUUAACUGCCACUUUAUUCAGCUGAGGUUCCAAUCUGCAUUCUCAGGAAAAUUUGGCGUUUAAUUUCUGUAUGUAGACAUGUAGGUACUUCAACAUUGUUAAAUAAAUGUAAAGUUGUGUGUAGCAGAUAAGUAUGAUUAAGUUUGGUUUAACAGUCAAUAUACAUACAUGUACAUGUAUAAAUGUAUGUCAUGACCUAUUUAAACAUAAAUGUUAAAAAUUAAAAAUGUGGCCCACCUUAAAACUUUUAUUAUUAACCUGUAAAUCAAUUGGUGUUUUUAUCUUCAAUUAGAGGCUAAAAGGUGAUAAAGCUAAUUUAUUUUUCAUUUUUCAUUUUUUGAGCCUUGAGUUUGCACUCAACAACAACAACAGGUCUUUACACAAAUACCUCAAAUCACUGGUAAAAUAGUUGAGGCAUGUUUAUAUGUUGCAGUACACUUGUGAUUGUUACUGUACAUGUAUGAUAUACCAAUACUGAUUCUCUGGGUUGAAACCACUGUUUAUGGUAAUUAUGAUUGUCUUUAAACAGCAUGUCACAGUCAGGCCAUUGGUGUGACCAGCAGUGAUGCAAUUCCAGAUGACAGCUUCUCAGCCUCAUCAUCUUUUAGUAAUGCCCGCCAACCUUGGGUUGGUCGUCUGAAUCUAAAUAGCUGGGGUUGGUUAGCAAUGACUAACACCAAUCCUGCUGAUUACCUUCAAAUUGACCUGCUCUAUGAUUAUGUCAUCUGUGCUGUAGCUACCCAAGGAGCUGUUGGUGCUGAUCAUUGGGUAACAAAGUACAAGAUUCAGUUAUCAUUAAAUGAUACCACCUUUUACAUUUAUAGAGAAAACAACGCUGAGAAGGUCAGUUUGAUCUAAUUGAAAUAUCAUGCUUAACUUGGUUGAAUUUUUUCAUAUAUUUUUUUCUUGUAGUUACAUAGAAAUACACUUAGUUGUGCCUAAUUUUAUGUAAAACAGAAGAAUGGAUAAUUAUGUAAGAGCAUUUUGGUAUGUGUAAAUUUGAAUCAGUUUUAUUACCAGGUUAAGUGUUGGUGGAAAUGAAUGAAAGAACUGAAAUGAGCUUCAUAGGUCAGGUCUCUCAGGCUUUAAAAUGCUUAUUUUUGAGGGCGUAAUGUAGACCAGUAUAUGAUAACCUACUAACAUGGAAUGUUGAUAUGGCUUACAGUUUGAUAUGAAGUGACUCAUUUCGCUUGAUCAAAUGAUUUAAAACUGUUUCUGUUAGAAUUACAGCUGUAGAUUAUCCUCUUUCAUCAGUGUUUCUGUGAUGGUGUUAGCUACAAUUUUUAUUGGUUGGAUGUAGGCUUGUUGAUAAUUCAAAGCCAAGGAAAACUGUUGUCACUGGUGCACAAAAAGUUCAAAUUUUCAUGUGAAGUGAAUAAACUUGUCAGUGUCUAUUAUUGUUGGCUUGCUUUUGCAAACAGCAUCAUUUAUUAGUUUUGUGUAAUCUUUUGAUAUUUUAGGUCUUCAGUGGAAACUCUGGGAGAAAUGACAUAGUAAAACAUGGUCUGAGGGAGUAUGCUUUGGCAAGGUUCAUCCGUUUUGUGCCAAUAGAGUAUCAUGAUUAUAAGGCAUUGAGAGUGGAAGUUUAUGGAGUUCUCUUAUCUACAGGUACUAAUUCUAUUUUCUCUGUGCCAUAUCAUUGAAAUCCUACAAGUGUUGCAAAAGGUGGAUGACUUACCUUACUUAAAAAUGUUGUAUAUAAUCACAUAGCCUACUGAUAUCAUGCUGUAGAAAAUAUAGCCAAUCAGAUGGAAUUCAGGAAUUCAAUGUAUAUUUGAUGGUAUUGCACCCACUCCUCUUAUUGUGUGCUGUGAUCUUAUUCCUGCCAAAACCAAGCAUUUGAUACCAUUUCUAGUGUAUUUCGAGUACUGUUUAAGCCAUUCUUCCCUCAACAUUAAUGUUCAGGUAAUGACAAAAAACAAGUGACUUGUGGGAUAUUCCAUGGUAUACCACUCAGCAUUGCAUAACUGGUGUAUAUUUGAGUGAUAUAUGUAUAUGUUCUGUGUAUAUAAUCAAAUUUAUAAGUUAUUCCUUAAUUUAAGGAAUUCAGAUUAGCAUUUAGUCACAUCUUUAAUGGCACUCAUUUAAUCCAUCAGGGAUUCAUAUAGUCACUGAGGUUCACUUCGUGUCAGACUCGAAAGAGCUUGAAAUUCUGACUUGCAAACUUUUAGGGAGGACACAACCACUGUGAUACUACAGAAAUAACUCUUCAUCAUUAUUAACAACUUUCAUCUUUGUUAAUCAAUUCAGUUCCUUUAUAGGCACAUGAACAUUGUGAAACUGUAUAAUUAAAAUACCAUAUAAUCAUUUUAUUCAACACUCCAGUUCCAUCACAAGCUCCAGGCAACUUCACUGUGACUGCUACGUCAUCUACUAGUAUAAGAGCAUCAUGGACAUCACUGCCAGAAUAUGCCAGACAUGGAACAAUAACAGGUUAUAAGGUGUUUUACAGACAGAAGGGUUCAGCAAACAAUUCAGUCGUGGAGUCUGUUAUUGGAACAGGAAUUUUAACUAAAGAUUUUGCUAAUCUUAACAAGUAUACCAAAUAUGAAUUUCAAGUGUUGGCCAUGGGAUCUCAUGGUGAGGGACCAAAAAGUCCUGUAAUGGUUGGGCAGACACUGGAAGAUGGUAAGAAGGCUAAAACUAAAUAGUGUAGGUUGUAAGAAACAUUUUUUCCAAAAAAACACUUAGCUUUUUGUCAUGAGACUGGAACAUACUUCAUGUGUACAUCUUGCCAGGUUUAUUGUAUUGAUAUUGUGCAUGAUAUUGUCAGAGUUAAGCUAUUAUAAUUAUUAAGAGUUAACUGCCCUCUGCAUUUUAAGUGAACAGGUAAAAGUGCAUCAUCUAAUUUGUACAUUUUUUCUCUGAAAGAUCAAGUUUAUUUCAGUACAGUUUAAAUAAUAACCUUCAUCUUCCAUUUCUUUACUACUUUAGCACCAAGUAUUCCUUCAACUCUUUCUCACUCUGAGAUAAAACCAGAUAAACAAGUUGGUCCAAAGUUAAAGCUCACCUGGCAUAAGCCAGCAGAAGAAAAUGGAAUUAUCAGGAGUUACACUGUGUUUUAUAGUCAUGAUGAAGAUCCUCAUAACAUUAACACUGAAACCUUAGGAGGAAACAUGUUAAGUUACACAGUAGAUGUGUUAGGUGGGGCCACCUAUCAGUUCGACGUCAGAGCUGCAACGAUCAAACCUGGACCAAAUGCAACCUUGUCUGUUACUAUUAAUGAUUAUGGUAGGUGUAAAUUAGAAAAGAUUAUGAUCAAUAGGCCAGUUUUGAUAUGCUAAAAUUCUAACAUAGCUCUGUUGCUAAGGGGAAUAAAACUAAAAAAACUAAUUAUUCAUCUCACAACCUCCAUGUGAUUUUUUUUGUUUUAUUCCCCUCACCCUCGGUGCCAAGUUUGAAUUUUAUUACAUUGAAAAUUGCCUAUUAAAUUCACUUUCAACUUUAAUGUUAUCUGAUCAGUGUAGAUGGUAAGUUAUAUCAAGGUAGACAAAUAGAGAACAGCUGCAUUACAGGAGUGGUACAGGAAGGACUCUCCUUAUCAACUCCAAGUUCUUUCCAAGAUACAUGUAGUAUUGAAGGACUGGUAAACAUGAUUGUAUUCAACAUGAAUGACUACAUACCUAAAAAAAAAAUAAAAAUGUGAUGAAGGGGAAAAGAGGGAAGAAUUACUGAAAUACAAUUUAGAUAAACUUUGAGGAUAAAUUUUUGAUCCAAUGUGAUUCAGAAAUAAUUAUUUAUUAAAUUUUUUCGUUCAAUGACAGACAGCUGACCAUUUAUCUGAAUUGGUAUAUUUUUUUAUUCCCUUUUGUCAGAACCCAGUGUAGCACCAAAUGAUGUGUCUUUCAGUAGACUGAACCAAACAACCUUCAAUAUUUCAUGGUCACCCCUGACAAGAAAAGGGAGUUAUAGCAAAGUUAUCUCAUAUGAGGUCAAGAUAUCAUUGGUGUCGUCUGGAAGUCGACAAAAGAGAUCUCCAGCCAACAGCAAAACUGUUAACACAACAAAAGCAUUUGUUAUCCUGUAUGAUAUUCAGCCUUGUUACAAUGUGUAUGUCCGAGCAUACACUAAAGCUGGCCCUGGACCAUAUGGUCAACCCUUACCUCUGGAAUUGAGUAAGUUUCAUUUUUUUCCCCACAAAUUAAAUGUAGAGCAUGCAAAAUUUUGCUUCAAAGUCAUUAAUUUAGAGUGUAUAGAAGCUUGAUGUUUAGUCUGAUUCAAAAUCACCAGUAAGAGUAAGAAAAGCAAGGCAUUUUGGCUAUCUUUGGUUGUAGCUUAAUUCGGCUAAUAACCAGGAAAUUGAUUAAUUGAAUAGGGGUGAUAUUCAAAAUGCACCCCCUAGUGUACCUAGGGAAACAAGUUGCAAUGUUUCCCAUAAAUUUUUCAUCAUAAAUAGCUGUACAUUUUAACUCAUAAUCACAUUAUUUAAUUUAUUCUUAUUACAACAUGGACUAUUUGUACAAAUAAAAAAAGUACAGAAAAAGUAGGAAAUUAAUAAAAGUGCAUUUACUGAAUACACAAAAGAAGGAACUUACUCUGGAAUCUAAAAAAGCUAUGAUACUUACAUUAUUUUACUUACUAAUAUGACAAAGUACCAGGGGCACCCAACAACCUGAGGGCAACAGACUCUCAGUCAACAGAGAUGACACUGGAAUGGGAAAUACCCCAACCUGCUAUGGGAGAAGAGUGGAAGGUGAUAUUCUUAAUUUUUAAGUCUACUUUCCUGUAAAAACAUGGAUUUUGACAAAUUUUUAAUACAACUCUUUUAAGUUGAGAAUCAGAAACUACUAUUUUUGUGAUUUUUGUAAUUCCUAACUUAGAGUGUUUUUAACGCUUAAACUCUCUAGAUCUCAUUAGUAAUUCUCUUUACUGUCUGCCAUACUAUUCUUAUGAUGUUAGUUUGGAGAAAUUGGUAUUGGAUUAACUAAUAAUCCCCUAAUCAAUAUUUUACUUUAUUCUCAUCACUCCUAUGCUUGACAUUGUAUUGAAAUUGUAAGGAAAAAUUCUGUCUUGAUCAUUCAUGGGAGUUACAGGGUUAAAGGAGCACUGACGGAAAUGACAUCUGUCGUAAUGAAUAUAAUGCAUAAGUGUACUAGAGAACUGGUACCAUCAGUAUGACUACCAUUUAAGAGCAGCUACUGUAAUAGUUACUGCAAUAAGUGAGAGGAGUUAUAUGUACAUGCACAGAUAUAUGUAUAUACAUAAAAUUAGGGUUUUUCGUUUUGUGCUGUGAUCACGAAAAUGCACGUCCACGUGGGAGAUUUUAUUUGUAAAUAAAUUAGUGCAGGUGUGGUAUUUACUGUACCUGCCUUUGACUCAAUUGUUUGAUUGUUAAGGUUGCGUACUCUGGGAAAAAGUCGUACAACAACAGCUUUUCACACGAAGGCAGCAAAGAUGUACAGGGAACAACAAAAUAUACCCUUGAUAAUUUGGUACCAGGUACCAAAUAUGACCUUCGGGUGUAUGGAAUCUCAAAAUGUGGAAACAACGGAUUCUCUUCAUCUUUGGAAGUAGAAACAAAAAUAGGGGGUAAGCAAUAACAUGCAGGUAACCGUUUGACCCCCAAGAGUGACUAACAUCUAAUUUCUCCUUACAAUAUCACUCCUGAAUCACACAAUGUGUUCACAAGAAUAAAGGAAAUGAUCACCUACUUCUGAUUAGGAAUGUAUGGGAUCAGUAUGGAGAAUAUGCAUCUUGAAAUUGAUGUAAAUAUUUUGCGAAUCAUAUUAUUAUAUUUAUUUUAUUCCCAGAGCCAUUGGCUCCAGUUGUACUAUCACUGACCACCAGGAAGGUCGCUGAGUUGCAGGCUGAAAUUGAUCUGUGGCCUGCUGAACAAAGGAAUGGUCCAAUAAGGUGAUGGUUUUAUAGUUUGUGUCACAGAUUAGCUAAAAGCAUAAACUAUUAAUGAUACACUCACCUGAGGAGGAUACAAUUCUUGCUUUCACUGUGCACAUAAUGAUGUUAAUCUUGUGUACAUAGCCCAUGAUAUGAGAAAGAUACAAUGCCUUAAUUAGGUCUUUCGAACUUAAGUUGCAAUACAAGACUGGGUAAAAAUCUCCUUGUUGACUGUAACGUUAACAAAACGCCAGUUCUGCAAUCAACAACAUUUCUGUUUAGGACUAUUCUUCCCAAGACGAUCAGAUCGCACAACUGGCUACUAUAUUGAACACAAACACAUGACUUUGUUGCAAAGUCUUUCGCAAAAGUUCCUAAGUGCUUAACUCAAGUCAUUAAAGACCAUCAAACAACCACCACCUUUCAAUACGGCGAUGACCGCAAUGAUGUUGACCAGAAUUUUGUUCGUUUUCAACAUUUCAGUGCUUAUCAAAUAAUCAUUCUUAAAGUCUCUGAUUGUGUUCAAGAGCUUCCCAAGGAUUUUCAUUUGAAGCUGAAAGAUUUAAACGACGAAAAUUUGAACUUUCAUCCGUUUUACAUCGCUGCGGAAAUCGAAAAUGAUCCUGUGCAUGAGAAAUCUUGGAAAUUUACUGUUGGUGACGGGAAAUCGUAUGGAACUUUUAUCAACAAAGAACUGAGGAAAGGAGGAAACUAUUUUGCCUAUCAAAGAGCAAUAACUCGUUUGAAUGGUGUAAGUAAAUUUGGGUGUUGUUUAAUUGUUCUGUAAUUUAGAGUUGAUAAUCUAAACAUAAUAUCCACUUGAUGAAGAAAAUUAUUUUGGACCAAAGCAUGUUUUUACGUGCAGUCACACUUGCUGUUAGGGAUAAAUCUCACUUCCUUCUAUCAAUGAAUUUUAAGAUGUGUUUGUCACUUUUUGACCAUGUUUGGUUCACUUUUUAGCAAAUUUUGGAAGGAUAUGCCAGUAAAGUGGCCUCGAUAUCUGUCACACCAGGUAUGCGAGUUAACACUCACGUGAGACUUGAAAGUAAUUUCUCUAUCUUUUCAGUUUAGUGGGCUGUUAACUUUCAUGAGAGCUUUGUGACUUGGAGAGAAACUUCCCUUUUGGCAAGAGUCAAUUGUUACAGUUACGCGGGCAAAUUGGAAAAAAGUUAAACUCAAGUAAUGGCAGAUCCUUGUUGAAGUCUGCCACUGUUUCAAAAGUUUGUGCCUGGCCUUAUUUCUCCCCUUCAACUGAAUAAGUUAGGUUUAAAACCUCGGCCACUGCAGAUUACGAAAAGCAAACUAACCUACCACCGUUGUUUUUGUGUUUACUAGAUAAUUCUUAUUCCGGUCUGCAUUUACAUUUGGUCACCUUUCAAUUCUUAUCAUAAUUAUCAUAGAAUAACAUCCUUUUUAGUAGAUUUUUUGUUAUUUUAUUUUCACUUAAAUGUAAAAUUUGUGCAACUUCCAUUGAUGUAAUUAACAAAAGCGCCUUGAUGCUUUCAGCUCUAUGAUGAGAAAGGCCACAAUCUAGAUUAAGGGCAGGUUUUUUGUUCUCGCUUGCUCUUCUAUGAAUUUUAAUGUUUAACUAUUAUUUUCUUUCAAUCUGCAGAGUCACUUAAAUAUACUAAAGAAACCAUAAAGGGAGAUACCAGUGAGUAUUGUGGGGACACAAGAAGCUGGUAUUAAAUUUUUGAUUAAACAGCGCCAAUAAAUCCAUAAUUAAACAGCAUGUUGGAAUAAUCUCGUAAUAAUCAUUUGAAUCCUCUCAAAGCUAUCACUUGAUUCCUUCAUUAUUUUCUCCAAUUUUCAUGGAGACACAGAUUUUCAUAUCUGAUGUAAAUCCCUCCUAUUUUCUAACAGGUGAAUCCCAAGUCUUUCGAGCUGCUGUCAUCGCUCUUUGUUGCAUUGUUUUCUUCUUGCUCAUUGUGAUUGGUGCGCUAAUAUGGCGGUUGAGACGAACUGAGCUUAAUAAAAAAGCAACCACAGUAAACAGUGGUAUCCCCGCCCCAUCUGGUGGUCAUCAAGUGUCAGAGCCUGGUGUUUAUAUGGAACUCCACCCCAGGCCUUCGGAAGGGAAGUCACGUGAACCUCCUGAGUACCAGUCAUUGCAGGACACUCAAGUGACUUCCAAUUAUUACAAUGUGGGAUUCAAGAAAGAAAGGUUAGGGAAGAAAGACGGCGAAAUCUACGAGAAUUCGCACAGUUGAAUACUUUAGUCUCCUCUUGACGCUUGAUAGACCUGAAUUGAAGCCGCCCGUUUAGAUAUGGGUCUGUAAGCCCUACAGACGGUUUGUUAUUGAAGACUUGUUUUAACGAACAUCAGAACGUUCGUAAAAGCCCAACCACAUGAUGAAUUUCCGUAAGAGACUAACUCUAUAAAGAAAUUUCGUGGAAAAAUAGACCGUGUAAUUAAACAAAAAUUUUUAAAAAAUUUUUAUCUUACAAAGUAGUAGUAGUAAUCUUUAAUGAGGAUGCCAACGUCACGAAGUGGUUUACAAAAGGGUUCUCAGAAGAAUACUAAGUUUAGAUUAAGAACCAGUUAAACAUACAAAAAUGUAAAAGUUUAAAAGAGUAUAUACAAUCAUCAAGCAUCAAAUAUAACCAGUUAAAAAUACAGGAAUGUAAAAGAUAAAAAGAAUAUACAAAGGGUAAAAAGCAAAGAAUGUCGUUAAGAAUCAAAGACAACUUUUGACAGGCCACGUUUAAAAGCAGGCAAUGACUCUGCAUUCCUUAAUGAAGUGUCUAAGCCGUUUCAUAUAUCGGCGCUAAAAUUUACUGACGACCAAUGACCCCAUCUUCUUGUGGCACUAGAUUUGCGAAUGUCAUUUCUCGAUCUUGUGUAGUAACUAUGAAAAUCACCAUUGAAUGUGACAGGGAUAGAGUGACAGAAAUGGUUGUUAAUCAAUUUAUACGUAAAAAUACCAUGAUGUUCCUUUGUACGUCGCACUGCAUUAUUAUAGUUAGCCUUUGUUGUGUACCUGAUGACAUUCGCCCACAUAUUAACGGGGCAGGGAAACAUACAAACUUUUAUACAAAUUGUAUGAGUAACGCAUGACAACUGAAUUACCUUAUGUACCGGUAAUCGCUCAUUGUGAAUGAAAUUACAUGCAGCAGAAUGUAGAAAGGAAAAUCUUGAAAUGACUCUGAGUCACUUUUAGCCAUGUUGGUCUUAAGAGGAAACGAUUUACCCCGAAUUGUAGCCUAAGAAUUGGGUAAAAUGUAUGGGAAGUCGAAGAGAUGCUCAGCCAGGAGAACGUCCUCUUUAAAUAGAACAACCAAUUUCAAUACUGUGGUAGGAGUUGAAUAAAGCAAUGCUCCGUUGAAAAUGAUUAUUUUGUCUUUCCACAGUCCAUGUCGGUAUCUUUUCGAACAAAACGAUGCCUCGAAGGAAAAUGUGUGGAUUUUUUUUAUUUAUGUUUCGAGUGAAAGAUUUAUUUUGCCUCUGGAAAAUGUAAGCAAAAAUAGAAAUACCAGUAACAUUAAAUUGCCUUUUUUCCUCUUGAUAGAAAUUCUACGACCAAAUCUUUGAGUCGUUCAAUUGAAAAUAUUAGAUAGUUUUAGAUUUACAACCGCAUCAUGGACUUCAAAUAUUACUAAAGGUCUUGUGACAAGUACCUUCACAACAGUGGCAAAAAUAUAUCGAUGCAAUAUCAGUCUUAUGCCUGAAGCGUGACGUCGUGGACUCGGCUGAUCAAUCACCUGCUUUGUCUCGCCAAUAAAGAAAAUUUUUGACGUCAGCAAAUGACGUUUGCCUUUUUCUUACCAAAAUUAAAUCUAUCAAGUAUGUGCUCCUAUUAUUUGUUUUAACUUGUUGAGGGUGGCUUAAUAAAAACACCUAAACCUUGACUCUGAUAAUUUCUUUUUAAACCGAUCGACCAGUACCCCCCUUUUUGUAUCCCCCCAAGCAAGAUGAAGUAAAGGGAUCGAUUGGAUCGGCCCCCCCCCCCUCCCCGCAAGUGAUUCUGUGCCUUCUUCCCUGAGGCAGAUCAAGCUAUAAAUUCCUGCAGAACAGGGGUAAUUUUUUUCGUUUUCCAAACAAGUGAAAUAAAGAGGGGCUCGCAUGUCCACUUGCCUUGAUGAGCCAAAAAAACCGCCUCUUCUGUAGGUUAACUUCCUGUGCUGUCAAACAACUACUUUCGAACAUUUUCAAACAGUUUUCGGGUCUAACGUAACAUGGUAUGGAACACUGACGAUAUCAGUUAAACCUUACGGUUUCGUAUCUUCUCAGUGGUCCGUUAAUCUGUGUUUUUGUCGUAAAUCUUAGGAAUACAGAGAUUGUAGGGUUGUUUUUGUGAAGGAGUAAGUUUUUUCAAAAUUGAGAUGGAUAAUUAAAUUGGAGGCGAUUGUUUCACAAGAGAUGUGCUGGAAAGAAAAAGAAAAAGAAAAGAAAAGAGGAACAAAGAUGGUCAGUGAAAGUGAUAUUCAGACCGAUUAACUCUCAGGAUCGACAAAGGUAAAGGAGGUAAGUUUCAAAAGAAAUUGUGGUGCUCGGUCGGUAGGGGGUAUAACCUGAUAAUUUGGUUUUAUCAACUGAGUUGGUAAUGUAAAUUGGCCACCGUAAAGAGUUUCUUAAGAGAUUCCCUAUAAACUGUGGCCCUACCUUGUCAAGAUACACAAGUGAAAAAAACAUUCCCACGCGGGACAUUUGAACAUAAGUUUGCCUUUCUAGAUUCUUACAAAAAAGUUAUUUCAAUAAAGAUUAGCUUUAAAUGUUUCAGCACACAAAUUAUGAUUGACAAGUUUAUUUUAUAACCAGUGACGUUCGCACCAAGAAACAAUGAAAAACAAAGAAAUAAUUUAGACUUCCUGUGAUAGUGCAACAGUUGUGGGAAAAACACCAGAGAUUGUUGUAGAAAGUUUUCAAGUCAUUUUUUUUUAUUCGGAAAUUCUUUUGAGAUUUCAUGAUUGCUUCCGUUGAUUUAUGCUUGUAGAUCAUCCCUUUAAAAUAGAGGAAACAGUGAACCCGUACCGUCAACGCGUCGUCUUUCGGCACACUGCUGAAACUCCGGGAAUACAUACCAUAAUGGGUUUAGUCGUAUUUUGGCAGAUACGCUUCAACGGAGAGAAUGAGCUUUUUAAGAUGCAAAAGGUUAUUGAACUGAAACAUCAGGUGUCUGCAACGUUUCAGUGUCUUAAUGAGUUAUGAAGUAACAACAGCGGCGAAAUGUCGGAGUUUGAUUCCGGGCUGUACUUUCGAGUGGCUUUCUUCGCUUUUCUUAUUCCUCUGGGAUCCGGUGAGUUCUCUAUCAUUUGUAAUCUGGGCAUAUGAGUUAAUACCUCAACGAAAUCACAGAUUGUUUUUCGGCAGGGACUCCAUAGAUAUGACAUAAUUAAAUUCCAUUUCAUUGCUGUCAAUUGACAAACUGUCGAGUGCGACCGAAAAAUCCCAUGUGAAUUCAAACAUCUUCUUUAAAGCUGAAACAUCUGACAAGUUAUUUUAUCUUGAGAGAAUGAGUUUGGGAGAAUUGUAGUUGCGAUUUUCAAAUCUAUCUGGCAUAGUAUGAUUUACUUCCUGGUAAGGGGUAAGAGCGUCUCACCGACUGACCUCGUCGCUCGUCUUUUCUUAGUUACGUAAGAGCAUGAUCUUCUCUACUUGGCUUCACGAUGUUUAUGAAGCGGUAGCUUGAGAGAGAUCUGAACUUUUUCGGAACAGAACUAGCUCGCUUCGUUAUCGAUUAAAAUAUGACGGUUUCCUAAUUACACAGUCAUCAUUCUUAGAGAGGCAUAUUUGAAAGCUAUGAUCACAUGAGAAGUAGUUUUAGAAUUUGGACGAUUUCGACUGCCUUCCUAUACUUUACUUAAAACAGUUUCUGCAUCAUAUCGAGCUUUGCUUGAAUUUACGAGCUGUUCGAUUUCUUGAACACAAAGUUGUGUCAUUAUGCAAAUCUGGCGCCUAUUUUAAGUUUCCAUUUUAGUGUGCAAACUAGUUCGAUACAUUUACUGCCAUUUAGCUUCUGCUGAAGGUAUUGGAUAAAUAGACGAUUAUUCAAUAAACCAGCGUGAGCCCAAUCAAAUCAAACCAAUCAACUUCAAGAACAAAGUAAACUGAAAGUUCAAUUAUGUUAAUAAGUUUGUCGUGACUUGGCAUAUCACUGUCGACUAUUGUUUUAACAAAUGAGCAGGCAAACACGGCCAAAGUGGACAACUGUCUGACCAAGCGUUGGAAUGAAGUCGUAUUCAUCACUUUACUCAAACAAUACGCCAUAAGCAAAUAGAAAAUACAGUUCAAGUUAAACAAAGAAUGAACUCAGCUCGCCUCAGACGUAGGUGUUUAAGAGGCGAUCUCUGUAAGAGCGGUCCAAGAUAUUUCGCAUCGGAAAAAAAGUUUUCCCUCAAACUUUGCCCAAUAAACUAUCUUCGUUAGCAAGUAAAUAAAACCCCAUUAGUUUCUGGAAAUACCGCGGUUAAAAUAAAAUUUUUAGAGCUCUCAAAAGUCAAAGCUGCUAAAGGCCCUUUUUGACCUCUUGCGACAUCGAAAAUUUCAAAAGUUGAAUACCCUGGUCCUCGUAUCACAUCGCAUGCAGCAAUAAAUCUCUUGUAUUUUUAAACUGUGUAAUAUGUUAGGUGAAUAAAAAGUAUUUCAAUUUUGAUAUUUGUUUAUUCAGGGGUUCGUCAUAAUUUAUUUAAAAACACUCGUUAGACAGCUCUCUGAAAUUGGUCAAAAGUACUCUUUCCUUCUUGGAUGAUAUUGCUCAAGUCCAGACCAGACCAUUGAAAACUCCGCUUGAUUUCUUCUAAUAAGAUGUUUGGCUGCAGAAAAAUAUAAAAACAUCUUGCACUUAUUAAUUUUGUUCGCUGCAAUAACUUCAAACUUUCAGCGAUUUUGCUAGCGUGACAGCCGAUUAUGCAAAUUAGUUCAUUGAACAAACUCUGACCGUUUUAUAUAAGUAGCUCAAUAAAUCUUAGAUUUUAAGCAUUUUAAGUUGAAAAGAUAGUAGGACAGAGCUCUUAGACUACACCGAUUGAUACUCUAAACAUUUCAAAAGGCCAGAAUUUGACAAAUUUUACCCUCUCGUGACGAAAGACGUCAACAACAAUGCAUCGAAUAUCAUAAUUUGAUUAGCGCUCGCUUAACAUUUUAAUGACAAACUCUUUCUUAAAAAUUUGGCUUCUGCUACUUCAUGCAUAUUUGAGUUCUGACAGGUUACGCUAUUCAAACCUGUAUGAACAUUUCAGAACCAAACUACAGGAUUCUAUUUAGUGUGACCGGCGAUAACAGCACACAUUGAAAUACACCUUGACCAGUGACUCUGUCACGUAAUUCCAUCGUAUAAUUGUCCUGAAUACCUCUCAAGUCCAAGUAAAGCAGCGAUUGCUCGAAUUUCUAGCUGACAGGAACAAAUGAUAUUUGGUCGCCACACCUGUCUGCAUAGCAGUCGCUGUUCAUAACUUUGGAGAGUUCUUGUGAAAAAGGAUAUCGCAUUCGCAUAACGGGUGGACGUCAUAAUUAGACUGCAUUACAACUCCACUCCGAAAUCAUUUCCUCCAUUUUUGCAUGAAGUGUUGUCUUUGUAUCUCGCAUUUUGAAUGCGAGCUCAAAAUGUUCGCACAUGUCUCUUAGUACCUUGACUUUGAGGCUGGGCAACCUUUACCCUCUUGCCAACGAGCACAUAUCAUAGACAGCAAACAUGAUUUGAUUUUUCAGUCCUAUCUCAUCCAUUACUGUGUUCCUGGCCUCCCUCAAACACGAGUACUGCCUGACGUUUUGCGAAAGCCGUACACUUGCACCUCUCUUAUGAAGAGCUCAUCCCACGGGAAGCUGUGAAGCACUUGUCAAGGGUUCUGUGGCCGCUGCAACCAGUUCAGUCGAACCCUCUAAUGACAAUGACUGAAAGUGAUGAACCCACUCCCUCUUCACUUUGCCAUAAAGACUUUCAGUCAUGCUCGCAGACACAGGACUUACAUGAUGAACCACCAAGUUCAUAUGGAGCUCAAGGUCGGAUUCUGUGACGCAGGAUUUUUUUCAACAGGCACCUCACUCUUCGACUGUGCUCUUGCCUUCUUUAUUUGUCUAUCUGAGAGGUUUUCAAAUGGCUGAUGCAUGCGUUUAAGCUCGUUAGCUGAAAAUCUAUCGGCAUAAAUACUCAAUAUUUGAGUCCUAAGUGAUUUUGUGGGAGCAUUCUGAUAGGCGGCCUUAAGGGUUUGAAGGCCAACAUCAAUAGCUGUCUUGCACUUCUCUUCAUGGUCUACGACCGCUUGGAAUAACGCUUUUCCAUCUCUUAGAGCAAUGACAUCGCACACCAGCUGGCACGCUUCCCCAGCUUUUUGUACAAACUCAGAUUUUUCGGGAAAGGAGCAUUUUUCCCUAAAAUCUACUUGGGAUUCCAAAUGUGUAAUCCUGGGCUUUUGUGCAACAUCGGCGAGGCUAUCGAUAUAUGUAUUUAAGACUUGAAUUGGAUCUAUGCUAAAGUUCUGAAUAGAACUGUCUUAAAGACAGGUGUGCAGACAAACUUUCUCUUAUUCCAGCCGACUAGAAUGCUGAUCCAAAAAAUGAUGUUAUCGCUGCUUUAUUUAGAAAGGAGAAGGAUGUACCUCCCCUUGACGCUUGAUUGAUCUAAAUUGGAGCCACCCGGUAAGAUGUGGGUCUGUAAGCCCUAUAGACAGUUUGUUGUUGAAGAUUUGUUUUAACGAACAUCAGAACGUUCGUAAAAGCUAACCACAUGAUGAAUUUUCGUAAGAGACUAACUCUAUAAAGAAAUUUCGUGAAAAACCGACCGUGUAGUGAAACAAAGCAAGAGUUAGGAAAAUAUUUUAUCUUGUAAAUGCAGAAUUGAACGCUUCUACACUGCAUUACUAUACUUAGCCUUUGUUGUGUACCUGAUGAUAUUCGACCAUAUAUUAACGGGGCACGGAAACACACAAACCUUUAUACAAACUGUAGGAGUAACGCAUGACAACUGAAUUACCUGAUGUACUGGUAAUCGCUCAUUAUGAAUGAAAUUACAUGCAGUAGAAUGUAGAAAGGAAAAUUUUGAAAUAACUCUGAGUCACUUUUAGCCAUGUUGCUCUUAAGAGGAAACGAUUUACCCCGAAUUGUGGCCUAAAAAUUGGGUAAAACGUAUGGGAAGUCGAAGAGAUGCUCAGCCAGGAGAACGUGCUCUUUAAAUAGAACAACCAAUUUCAAUACUGUGGUAGGAGUUGAAUAAAGCAAUGCACCGUUGAAAAUGAUUAUUUUGUCUUUCCACGGUCCAUGUCGGUAUCUUUUCGAACCAAACGAUGCCUCGAAGGAAAAUGUGUGGAUUUUUUUUAUUUAUGUUUCGAGUGAAAGAUUUAUUUUGCCUCUGGAAAAUGUAAGAAAAAAUAGAAAUACCAGGAACAUUAAAUCGCCUUUUUUCCCCUUGAUAGAAAUUCUACGACCAAAUCUUUGAGUCGUUCAACUGAAAAUAUUAGAUAGUUUUAGAUUUACAACCGCAUCAUGGACUUCAAAUAUUACUAAAGGUCUUGUGACAAGUACCUUCACAACAGUCGCAAAAAUAUAUCGAUACAAUAUCAGUCUUAUGCCUGAAGCGUGACGUCGUGGACUCGGCUGAUCAAUCACCUGCUUUGUCUCGCCAAUAAAAGAAUAUUUUUGACGUCAGCAAAUGACGUUUGCCUUUUUCUUACCAAAAUUAAAUCUAUCAAGUAUGUGCUCCUAUUAUUUGUUUUAACUUGGUUAGGGUGGCUUAAUAAAAACACCUAAACCUUGACUCUGAUCAUUUCUUUUUAAACCGAUCGACCAGUGCCCCCCUUUUUGUAUCACCCCAAGCAAGAUGAAGUAAAGGGAUCGAUUGGAUCGCCCCCCCCUCCCCGCAAGUGAUUCUGUGCCUUCUUCCCUGAGGCAGAUCAAGCUAUAAAUUCCUGCAGAACAGGGUAAUUUUUUUCGUUUUCCAAACAAGUGAAAUAAAGAGGGGCUCGCGUCUCCACUUGCCUUGAUGAGCCAAAAAAACCGCCUCUUCUGUAGGUUAACUUCCUGUGCUGUCAAACAACUACUUUCGAACAUUUUCAAACAGUUUUCGGGUCUAACGUAACAUGGUAUGGAACACUGACGAUAUCAGUGAAACCUUGCGGUUUCGUAUCUUCUCAGUGGUCCGUUAAUCUGUGUUUUUGUUGUAAAUCUUAGGAAUACAGAGAUUGUAGGGUUGUUUUUGUGAAGGAGUAAGUUUUUUCAAAAUUGAGAUGGAUAAUUAAAUUGGAAGGGAUUGUUUCACAAGAGAUGUGCUGGAAAGAAAAAGAAAAGAAAAGAGGAACAAAGAUGGUCAGUGAAAGUGAUAUUCAGACCGAUUAACUCUCAGGAUCGACAAAGGUAAAGGAGGUAAGUUUCAAAAGAAAUUGUGGUGCUCGGUCGGUAGGGGGUAUAACCUGAUAAUUUGGUUUUGUCAACUGAGUUGAUAAUGUAAAUUGGCCACCGUAAAGAGUUUCUUAAGACAUUCUCUAUAAACUGUGGCCCUACCUUGUCAAGAUACACAAGUGAACAAAACAUUCCCACACAGGACAUUUGAGCAUAAGUUUGCCUUUCUAGAUUCUUACAAAAAAGUUAUUUCAAUAAAGAUUAGCUUUAAAUGUUUCAGCACACAAAUUAUGAUUGACAAGUUUAUUUUAUAACCAGUGACGUUCGCACCAAGAAACAAUGAAAAACAAAGAAAUAAUUUAGACUUCCGGUAAUAGUGCAACAGUUGUGGGAAAAACACCAGAGAUUGUUGUAGAAAGUUUUCAAGUCAUUUUUUUUAUUCGGAAAUUCUUUUGAGAUUUCAUGAUUGUUUCCGUUGAUUUAUGCUUGUAGAUCAUCCUUUUAAAAUAGAGGAACCAGUGAACCCGUACCGUCAACGCGUCGUCUUUCGGCACACUGCUGAAACUCCGGGAAUAUAUACCAUAAUGGGUUUAGUUGUAUUUUGGCAGAUACACUUCAACGGAGAGAAUGAGCUUUUUAAGAUGCAAAAGGUUAUUGAACUGAAACAUCAGGUGUCUGCAACGUUUCAGUGUCUUAAUGAGUUAUGAAGUAACAACAGCGGCGAAAUGUCGGAGUUUGAUUCCGGGCUGUACUUUCGAGUGGCUUUCUUCGCUUUUCUUAUUCCUCUGGGAUCCGGUGAGUUCUCUAUCAUUUGUAAUCUGGGCAUAUGAGUUAAUACCUCAACGAAAUCACAGAUUGUUUUUCGGCAGGGACUCCAUAGAUAUGACAUAAUUAAAUUCCAUUUCAUUGCCGUCAAUUGACAAACUGUCGAGUGCGACCGAAAAAUUCCAUGUGAAUUCAAACAUCUUCUUUAAAGCUGAAACAUCUGACAAGUUAUUUUAUCUUGAGAGAAUGAGUUUGGGAGAAUUGUAGUUGCGAUUUUCAAAUCUAUCUGGCAUAGUAUGAUUUACUUCCUGGUAAGGGGUAAGAGCGUCUCACCGACUGACCUCGUCGCUCGUUUUUUUCUUAGUUACGUAAGAACAUGAUCUUCUCUACUUGGCUUCACGAUGUUUAUGAAGCGGUAGCUUUAGAGAGAUCUGAACUUUUUCGGAACAGAACUAGCUCGCUUCGUUAUCGAUUAAAAUAUGACGGUUUCCUAAUUACACAGUCAUCAUUCUUAGAGAGGCAUAUUCGAAAGCUAUGAUCACAUGAGAAGUAGUUUUAGAAUUUGGACGAUUUCGACUGCCUUCCUAUACUUUACUUAAAACAGUUUCUGCACCAUAUCGAGCUUUGCUUUAAUUUACGAGCUGUCCAAUUUCUUGAACACAAAGUUGUGUCAUUAUGCAAAUCUGGCGCUUAUUUUAAGUUUUCAUUUUAGUGUGCAAACUAGUUCGAUACAUUUACUGCCAUUUAGCUUCUGCUGAAGGUAUUGGAUAAACAUGUAAUGACGAUUAUUCAAUAAACCAGCGUGAGCCAAAUCAAAAAGGCAGAGAACUUCAAGAACAAAGGAAACUGAAAGUUCAAUUAGGUUAAUAAGUUUGUCGUGACUUGGCAUAUCACUGUCGACUAUUGUUUUAACAAAUGAGCAGGCAAACACGGCCAAAGUGGACAACUGUCUGACCAAGCGUUGGAAUGAAGUCGUAUUAAUCACUUUACUCAAACAAUACGCCAUAAGCAAAUAGAAAAUACAGUUCAAGUUAAACAAAGAAUGAACUCAGCUCGCCUCAGACGUAGGUGUUUAAGAGGCGAUCUCUGUAAGAGCGGUCCAAGAUAUUUCGCACCGGAAAAAAGUUUUCCCUCAAACUUUGCCCAAUAAACUAUCUUCGUUAGCAAGUAAAUAAAACCCCAUUAGUUUCUGGAAAUACCGCGGUUAAAAUAAAAUUUUUAGAGCUCUCAAAAGUCAAAGCUGCUAAAGGCCCUUUUUUUACCUCUUGCGACAUCGAAAAUUUCAAAAGUUGAAUACCCUGGUCCUCGUAUCACACCGCAUGCAGCAAAAAAUCUCUUGAAUUUUUAAACUGUGAGAUAUGUUAGGUGAAUAAAAAGUAUUUCAAUUUUGAUAUUUGUUUAUUCAGGGGUUCGUCAUAAUUUAUUUAAAAACACUCGUUAGACAGCUUUCUGAACUUGGUCAAAAGUACUCUUUCCUUCUUGGUUGAUAUUGCUCAAGUCCAGACCAGACCAUUGAAAACUCCGCUUGAUUUCUUCUAAUAAGAUGUUUGGCUGCAGAAAAAUAUAAAAACAUCUUGCACUUAUUAAUUUUGUUCGCCGCGGUGACUUCAAACUUUCAGCGAUUUUGCUAGCGUGACAGCCGAUUAUGCAAAUUAGUUCACUGAACAAACUCCGACCGUUUUAUAUAAGUAGCUCAAUAAAUCUUAGAUUUUAACCAUUUUAAGUUGAAAAGAUAGUAGGACAGAGCUUUUAGACUACACCGAUUGAUACUCUAAACAUUUCAAAAGGCCAGAAUUUGACAAAUUUUACCCUCUCGUGACGAAAGACGUCAACAACAAUGCAUCGAAUAUCAUAAUUUGAUUAGCGCUCGCUUAACAUUUUAAUGACAAACUCUUUCUUAAAAAUUUGGCUUCUGCUACUUCAUACAUAUUUGAGUUCUGACAGGUUAUGCUAUUCAAAUCUGUAUGAACAUUUCAGAACCAAACUACAGGAUUCUAUUCAGUGUAACCGGCGAUAACAGCACAUACUAAAAUACACCGUGAACAGUGACUCUGUCACGUAAUUCAAUUGUGUAAUUAUCCUGAAUUGCUUCUCCUUUCUAAAUAAAGCAGCUAUAACAUCAUUUUUUAGAUCAGCAUUCUAGUCGGCUGGAAUAAGAGAAAGUUUGUCUGCACACCUGUCUUUAAGACAGUUCUAUUCAUAACUUUAGCAUAGAUCCAAUUCAAGUCUUAAAUGCAUAUAUCGAUAGCCUCGCCGAUGUUGCACAAAAGCCCAGGAUUACACAUUUGGAAUCCCAAGUAGAUUGUAGGGAAAAAUGCUCCUUUCCCGAAAAAUCCGAGUUUGUAAAAAAAAGCUGGGGAAGCGUGCCAGCUGGUGUGCGAUGUCAUUGCUCUAAGAGAUGGAAAAGCGUUAUUCCAAGCGGUCGUAGACCAUGAAGAGAAGUGCAAGACAGCUAUUGAUGUUGGCCUUCAAACCCUUAAGGCCGCCUAUUAGAAUGCUCUCACAAAAUCACUUAGGACUCAAAUACUGAGUAUUUAUGCCGAUAGAUUUUCAGCCAACGAGCUUAAACGCAUGCAUCAGCCAUUUGAAAACCUCUCCGAUAGACAAAUAAAGAAGGCAAGAGCACAGGCGAAGAGUGAGGUGCCUGUUGAAAAAAAUCCUGCGUCACAGAAUCCGACCUUGAGCUCCAUAUGAACUUGGUAGUUCAUCAUGUCAGUCCUGUGUCUGCGAGCAUGACUGAAAGUCUUUAUGGCAAAGUGAAGAGGGAGUGGGUUCAUCACUUUCAGUCAUAAUCAUUAGAGGGUUCGACUGAACUGGUUGCAGCGGCCACAGAACCCUUGACAAGUGCUUCACAGCUUCCCAUGGGAUGAGCUCUUCAUAAGAGAGGUGCAAAUGUACGGCUUUCGCAAAACGUCAGGCAGUACUCGUGUUUGAGGGAGGCCAGGAGCACAGUAAUGGAUGAGAUAGGACUGAAAAAUCCAAUAAUGUUUGCUGUCUAUGAUGUGUGCUCGUUGGCAAGAGGGUGAAGGUUGCCCAGCCUCAAAGUCAAGGUACUAAGAGACAUGUACAAACAUUUUGAGCUCGCAUUCAAAAUGCGAGAUACAAAGACAACACUUCUUGCAAAAACGGAGGAAAUGAUUUCGGAGUGGAGUUGUAAUGCAGUCUAAUCAUGCGAAUGCGAUAUCCUUUUUCACAAGAACUCUCCAAAGUUAUGAACAGCGACUGCUAUGCAGACAGGUGUGACGACCAAAUAUCAUUUGUUCCUGUCAGCUAGAAAUUCGAGCAAUCGCUGCUUUACUUGGACUUGAGAGGUAUUCAGGACAAUUAUACGAUGGAAUUACGUGAUAGAGUCACUGGUCAAGGUGUAUUUCAAUGUGUGCUGUUAUCGCCGGUUACACUAAAUAGAAUCCUGUAGUUUGGUUCUGAAAUGUUCAUACAGGUUUGAAAAGCGUAACCUGUCAGAACUCAAAUAUGCAUGAACUAGCAGAAGCCAAAUUUUUAAGAAAGAGUUUGCCAUUAAAAUGUUAAGCGAGCGCUAAUCAAAUUAUGAUAUUCGAUGAUUGUUGUUGACGUCUUUCGUCACGAGAGGGUAAAAUUUGUCAAAUUCUGGCCUUUUGAAAUGUUUAGAGUAUCAAUCGGUGUAGUCUAAAAGCUCUGUCCUACUAUCUCUUCAACUUAAAAUGGUUAAAAUCUAAGAUUUAUUGAGCUACUUAUAUAAAAUGGUCGGAGUUUGUUCAGUGAACUAAUUUGCAUAAUCGGCUGUCACGCUAGCAAAAUCGCUGAAAGUUUGAAGUCACCGCGGCGAACAAAAUUAAUAAGUGCAAGAUGUUUUUAUAUUUUUCUGCAGCCAAACAUCUUAUUGGAAGAAAUCAAGCGGAGUUUUCAACGGUCUGGUCUGGACUUGAGCAAUAUCAACCAAGAAGGAAAGAGUACUUUUGACCAAGUUCAGAAAGCUGUCUAACGAGUGUUUUUAAAUAAAUUAUGACGAACCCCUGAAUAAACAAAUAUCAAAAUUGAAAUACUUUUUAUUCACCUAACAUAUCACACAGUUUAAAAAUACAAGAGAUUUAUUGCUGCAUGCGGUGCGAUACGAGGACCAGGGUAUUCAAAUUUUGAAAUUUUCGAUGUGUCGCAAGAGGUAAAAAAAGGGCCUUUAGCAGCUUUGACUUUUGAGAGCUCUAAAAAUUUUAUUUUAACGUAUUUCCAGAACCUAAUGUGGUUUUAUUUACUUGCUACCAAAGAUAGUUUAUCGGGCAAAGUUUGAGGGAAAACUUUUUUCCGAUGCGAAAUACCUUGGACCGCUCUUACAGAGAUCGCCUCUUAAGUAUUCGGUGUAUAUUCAUGAAACUCGGCACGAAACAACUACUAAAUAAACAAUCAUAAUGUGUUAAUAGACAUUUCAUUCGUCUUAACUCAUAGAAUUUUCUUCAACGCCGAAAAACUUAGAUUAGCAGAGACCUUUCAUGAAAAUCCCGAGUCAAGGUAUAGCUCUGAAACAACCUUUAAGACCAGACCAAGAAAAAGCGUUUCGGGUUUAAGUGACGUGUUGCAAAGAGAAUCACAAAAAGUAUCUCUAUAGAUGUUCUGAAGGCAUAACGAGAAUUUGCAAUGUAAAGUGAAAUUUUGAAAUGUGUCCAAUUGCAAAUGGUCUGAAAGUGUACUAGUGUCAGUAAAUAAUUGGACACACUCCAUCCGUCCACUCCGUUGGUCCAAUUGAUGAUGUCAUCGUUAAAUUUAUCAUGUUAAAUCUGCUCUAUGGAGUUUUAUUAACGACCGGUUAAACGACAGAGUGUUACUAGAACAAUUCCUGAGACCAGAUGGUAGUCGUUACACUAAGGGUCUGUUUACAUGAAAUUGGGUGAAAUCUCAGGUAAUUAAGGUAACCCACCUAGCCGUGGUCAAAAAUUAAUCCGCCUUUACACACAAUCCUACGGCCCCGGAAUCCCUGGGUGAGGUCGCGAUGCCACAACUAUAAACUGGGAUCAUUUACACUCCUUUCACGGUUCACGAUGAGCAAAUGAAAACAGGAUUUAGCCCAUGGAAUUUGGGAAUAAAUGACUACAAAGUGCACUCGCACUACGGAGUUUACCUUUGUUAGCCUUUGAAAAAUAUCCUGGUAGUACGAUUACAAAUUACUCACAAAACCAUAUGGCUACCUAUUUAAUGAUCACGUGACUAACUUUGCACGCUGGGUUAUUUUCCCACCAAAACCCAAGGUCGUGGCAUGGUUACUAAGCAUGCCAUAGUCGACAUGGAGGACAGUAAUCUCACUUUUAGACCAAGUUACUACGUGUGUUCUAUAACUAAAACGAUCAUAAAACACCAAGGUAUCCAGGUAAAUAACUAACUUAUUUUUCGGGCUGAACAUGUCCUGUAGAAAUAGUAUCGAUGAUAGAAAUGUCGUACGAUAUAGUUGUUGUUGUUUUGUUUGUGAAGCAAAUGACCUCAAUUUCUGGGGAUAUCAAGAUUUUCAUGUCCGUAUAAAGCACAAAUCAGAAGAGUCAGAACCUUGUUAGAAAUGUAUAUCUUAGCAGGAGCAAUGAAGCAAAUGAAUUUUCUUGCAAUCAAAAACUCAAAACGAAAUCUACCCACGACUAUUCAUUUAGCUUUACUUAGUUUGGUUUAAUGUUUAAUUUUAUAAUUUUCUGUUUUAUCUGUUAACUUUCUAAUAGGGGUAUGUAUCGAUUUGGAUCUUGGUUUGGAAAAUGAGAGAAUUUCAGAUGGUAACAUAACCGCUUCUUCGGUACAAAAUGCCAACACACCAGCCAAGAAUGGUAGACUGAAUUACACAUCAGGAUCAUCAUGGUGUGCAGGAACGAGUGACACCAACCCAUAUCUACAGAUUGAUCUACAGACUCUUCAUAUCAUCUGUGCUGUCUCUACUCAAGGAAAUUCUCAAGCAGAUCAGUGGGUGAAGACCUACACUCUACAAUUAUCCAUAAAUGGGACAACUUGGACAGACUAUAAGGAAGGUGGACAAGUUAAGGUGCAAUGUUUUUCUGAGUAAUAAGAAUUUGAGUACAAAAAUACAACUUGUUUACAUGUAUUUCAUGUAAUAACAAAUACAUGGACAUUUUGCUUACAAAUCAGUAUUUUUUGUUCUAACAUAAUCUCAUUUUUUCUUAACCUUAAGUCACCAAUUUACUUGAAGCCUACAGUAAUUUUCAUCAUGUAUCUGUAAUAUUAUUUAAUGUUAUAACUUUUUAAAAUCUUAGGUCUUCAUGGGAAAUGGUGACAGAAACUCAGUGGUGAAGCAAGUUGUUUAUGGACUACUGACAAGAUAUGUGCGUUUCCUGCCACAAACUUACCAGGGUUUGGUGUGUAUGAGAACAGAGGUGUUUGGAGUGAAACAAAAGCCAGGUAUAUGUGCAGGCAUGAUAAUAUUACAUAACCAAAGGAGGUUCAAUAUAUACAUUUAUCAUAUUGCUGGCAGUGCAUGUGGGCAAUAUGAAGUAAAUCCUGUGUUCUGAUUGGCUAUCUGAGCUCAUCUUGCUUGCUUAAGAUUGCCCUCCUUGAUCCUGUGCAAGAAAAAGUGGACUUACAAAGUUAAUAACUUUUGCAUAAUGCCAGUGAUAAAGUUGCAAAAGAGGCAGAACAUAGUCAAAACAGAAAAAACCUAAGCAACAUUUUUGGGUUUAUUAUGCUAUAAAGACAGUUAGCUUCCUUCCCUGGCUCUCGAAAUUAACAUGUCAUUCUUGAUUCUUAUGAAAGCAAAAUGUUUAGCUAUAUAAUAAAUCCCUUAUUGACCAAACUUGUUUAGGUAAGAUGGCUGAUUAUUGACUUGGUUACUUUUUCUAUUUUUGUGGACCUUGACUUUGUCUCUGUAAACAAAAUUAUGGAAAAAGGAACUUGGUUGGUAUACAGCCAUCUUGACCUCACGCUUGGUCAAUAACCCAUUUAUAUAUUAUGUAGGUUUUAUAUUCUGGUAUUCUUUGAUACUUCUUGAAAAGAUUUGCCUGCUUAGCAAGUUCACUGUUCAAAAUUAAGUUUCUUUGAGAUUAUCUUUGUGGAAGGUUUUGUCAGUGCUAAGUGAAAUAUAGACAAACAAAGGCUUGACAAAUUGUAGUAUGUUGCAAUUGUUAAAUCAACUGAAUAACUAGGCAAAAGGUAGUCAUUUUAUAACAGAAGUGAGGAAAUGAUAGAAAUAGCUUUAAUCUGAAAUGGGUAAUUCAUAAGCUAUUGCAGGAUUGAACUCUAACAUGAAACUAAUUGGCACAAAUAUCUCCUACAUGACACUAUUUGGUUCAGAGUAGUGCAGGUACAGUACAACUACAGAUAACAAAAAAGGUGUGGAAGGAAAGCCAAGAAUUUUGGAAAAUAACUACACAACUAUUUUUCUUUUGUUAUACAAUCUCUUGAGUGGAACCACUCUGUUGCAAUCAUGGUAAGUUUUUCCUGGCCCAUGUGGUAACAUUUUCUUCAAUAUUUGUUCACAGAGAACCUUGCCCUGAGGAAGGCUACAGCUCAGUCUUCAACAUUCAACAAUACUGCUGACAAUGUUUAUGGUGUGUCUGGAAAUGCAGUGGAUGGAAAUCCUGACACUAACUUUUUAAAAGGGAGCUGUUCACAUACAACAAAAGAAAACCCCAGUUGGUGGAGAGUGGACCUGGGUUCAGACCAUGUUGAUGUCUCUGAAGUUCAUAUAGUCAACAGGUUCUCACAGCAUGUGGUUACUGAAGACUACAAAAUAACAUUUGGUGAGUUUUGUUAUCCUUUAAUUGAAUGUAAGGUCAACCAUGCAUACAUCACCUUAUAAUCAGCUGCUAAACAACAGGCCAGUUUGGAUGUUACAGGAAUUUCUGAAACCUUGGCUAAGCUGUAUUGACCUUGUUAUUAAUCAGCCCAGAUGUUUUUUACUUGUCAUUGCUCAGUCAAUACAAGACCUCAGUUUAAGAUUUUCUCUCAAGGUCUAUUCUUUUACAUGUACAUGUAAAUGGGACUGGAGUAGUCUGGAACCAGGGUACUCAAGUGUCAUCAUUUGUCUACACUGUACCUUCACAUGGGACACUCAGAAGUUGACCUCCAGUAAUAAUUUUUUUACCUGGCCACUCUGUUAAGGCUAUUAUGACACUUAGAAAAUUAAUGCGAUUAAAUCCUUGUUUUGGCAGUUUUAAUUUCUUUUUUAUAUGCCUAAUAACAUUUCCAGGAUGUUUACUUUGUUAAAGAAUCUAUUACAAAUUGAUCAUGUUUGCCACAUGGAACCAAACUCUGCUAGUAAUUCUGACUUUCAGUGCCUCAUAAUCUGCAGGUGGCUCUGAUGAUGUGUCACUUAACCCCCCCUGUGGAGGACUCUAUGAUUUUCAUAACUUCACUGCAUCAGCUGUUUGUUUUACCAAUCCACUGAAAACUGGUAGAUAUGUAGGGAUUUCAACCACAAAGAAACAAAGUCUUCAGCUUUGUGAGGUAGAAGUCUAUUCACGAGGUAACUUUUCACUUACUCUUUAUACUAAACUUAAUGUAGUUGUGAAGUCACUUUUCCUCUUUUAAAAAUCUACUCAUCCAAGACUUUUUAUGUAUCUCAAAACAUAUACAUAUUCAUGUAGGUUGAACAUACUUAUGUUAGCAUGUUUAAUGUACAAACUGUAUUUACCAUAAUUACUACAGCCAAAAGUAACAUUGAAUUUUAAGUUGCACAAAAGCCUUGAAAAGUACAUAUGAUUUUAUAAUUACAUUGAUAAACAAUUGAAUGUAAUCAAAAGUAGAUAAAUCGACAAGUGCCAUUGGAAUAUGUUCUUGUAGAGUGGAUAAAUCGAGACUCUUGUUUAAUCUCACAGAAACCCUUUAACCAUAAAGAUCUUAAAAAAGUUUUGUUGGGAAUUAUUUUACAGUCAUGCUUGUAAAAAAUGUCUUUUGAUAAGUAAUUUAAAUAUAGGUUUAUUUUCUAUUUGAAUAUAUGUAUAUUACAACACUUUUCCUUUCUUGAUAUUUGGGUCUUAAAACUUACCUUUGGUCUGUUGCCUUAAUAUUACAGUAUCUAAGAAUAGUACAAUUUAUCUUCUAGUAUGUCAGCAAUUUUAAAUCUUCAAUUGUACAAUCAAUCAAGCAAUAUAAGUAUGUCUCUCUAUUAAUUUACCUGUUAAGGAUGACCAGUAGAAUUUAUAUAGUAGUACAUUGUAGCUUAAGAAUUGAGUAAAAUGCCAUAAUUACAAUGGAGGUAUACUUUACAUUUCAAAAUUUACACAUACACCUGUACAUGAUUUUUUCUUAUAUCAAAGUUAUUACAGUUUGGUGUCCUUUGCUUUCCAGCAAAGCUGGUACAUCUGUAGGCUGCCCAAAAUGUAAUAUCUACCAUCAACCAGUUUUUUAAAAAUACCCUUUGUUUUAAUUUUUCUAUAUAAUGUACAGUGUAACAAACAUAUUCAAUACAACUCAAUGCAAUUGUCAUUCUAUGAUCAGUAUGUGGACAGCAAUCAUCUUUGUCUAAGGAAACUUUUAUUUUUUUGUGUGUGUGUACAUUUUCUACUAGAAAAUCUGGCAUUUCAAAAGCCAACAUAUCAGCACACAGAGACAUUAGUAAAUGGCACAAGUGAUAGAGCGGUUGAUGGAAAUAGCAAUAUGGACCUUUGGGGUGGUUCAUGUUCAUUUGUGCAAGACAAUCCAUUUCCAUGGUGGAGAGUGGAUCUAGGACAAGAUGAGAUUGUGACUGAAGUGUAUGUAGUCGGUUUACUUGAUGUAGAUCGUCUGAGAAAAUUUGAGAUCAGAGUUGGUAGGUUAAUAAUCUUACAGUAAUGGUUAUUUUUGAAGUGGUCAAUGCACUCUUAGCUUAAUGUCCUCAGGAAAAGAGGGGAAAAUGAUGUGCUGUGGUUUCCAGCUUUGACAAAAGCUGGAUUGGACUAGGUUGGAUCAUGGUCAGGAUCAGGGAUCAGAUCAUGGGUUGCAUCACAGACCAAACAAAAAAGGUUUCAAAAAAAUAACCAAAAAAAAAAAAAAGUAUAUAUAUAUAUAUAGAUAGAGAGAGAGAGAGAGUCUAUCUAGUGCUAAAUGCUAUGGUAGCAGAGCUAAGUAUACAUAAGUUAAAGAAUUAAAGAAGACGCAUCAAUUCUCUGUCUGAAUCAAUGCAUCCUCUUUAAUUCUUUAACUUAUGUAUAUAUAACUGUUUUUAAAAUAAUAAUAAAUAAAAAUAGGAAUGAAAAACUAAAACAUGUUAAUUUAACUUAGAAAUGUUACAUGACAAGCCAAAAUGAAAUCUGCAUGACAUAAAAAAUUGCUUUACAUAAAUUGUACACAUGCAUUUAAGCUGUCAUAUUUAAACCAUUCUUACUCCUUGACACAGCUGUGAAAGUGACUACAUGGAGUUUUGGAGCAAAAAACUUCCAGUGGGGCCUACGCUCCAUUAUGUCAGGCAGACUUUUACUUUGAGGUAAUUUGGUAUUAUUAAUGAGUUGAUAACAUAAAUUGGCCUCUGUUAAUAUUUCAGAAGCUGAUGUUUCAAGUGUUAGCCCUUUGUCAAAGGGAAACAUUCCUUUGUCAUUCACUCUGACAAAAAGCGAACGCUGAAAAUGUCAUCUUUUAAAAUCUAAACGAUGGCCAAUUUAUUUACAUUAUCAACUCAGUUGAUAAUACCAGUUUACCUAGUCAUAUUCUCCCACCAACACAGCACCAUGGUUUCUUCAGAGACUUAGCCCCUUAUUCAUUUAAUCUCAAAUUUUAUUUAUUAUUAUUUCAAUAACAAUUUGAUUUUUUUAAUUUUUCAAAACUUUUUUUUCUGAUCCAUGAUCCGAUCCGAUCUGGUCCUAGUUUUGUCAAUGCUGUUGUAGUUUCCACAUUCUUGUCAACCCUCAGCCACAGCUAUUUCUGCAUGAACAUGCAUCAUCUAAUUGCUGUUAGGUUUAGAUGUUGGUGUUUUGAUUUGACAGUUGUACACAUAGAUACCCUUACACGGUUAUGCUCUGCUGAUUCCUGUUUACCAAAAGGAACUGAGUUUUAGCUUCAGGUAAUUGAAAAACAUUGCCAUUUUGCUGAGUGGGGUGGCUGGCUGUGCUCGUUUAACUUUCUUUUCAAGUUGGAUGCAUGAUUAUGUUCAUUGGCUAAAAUCAUAAGUUUUUUAUUGUUCCACAUGAUUUAACAAUAAAUGUGUAACAUGAGUCUGAGAAAUGGUACAGAUGUAAAUAUGUCCUAUUUUUUAAUUUAAUGUAAUACUUUAUAGUCCAUUUUUAUCCUUUUGAUUGAAAUCACUUAUACAUUUACCAGUGUUUGAACGAAGUAUAGCUUAUGAAAGUUUUUCUCCAUGCAAAUUAGUCAUGUUUUCUUGUCACUUGACAUAUUGUCUUCACUGAGUUUUGUGGCCUGUACACAGUUUCCCUGAUUAAACUCAGUGACAAUGAAAUGGCUGCUGCCAAAUGACAAAAGGGAAGAAUCUUAAUAAUUUGAAGAAACAGGAGCAGUUUUGAUAGUUAAGGGGCUACAUUGAAAUUUUAGUGGAAGCUCCGUCUUGAUGAUGUGUAAAAUAACUGCCAGACAAUCAUGAGUAUUGGCAAGGACUAGCUUAUUACAAAUAAUAAUACUAAUAGCAGUAUCUAUUUCUGGUAAUUUGCUUGUAUUAUUGAGCACCAUGCCCUUACUAUGCAUAACUUUUGAGUCAGUCUAGCCUACGCACUAGAAAAAAAGCAGCUUUUAUUAAGGCAAGGCUCACCAGGGAGGUAAAUCUUGUUUGUUUUGAAAGUGGAUAGUAUUUGAUCAGUAUAUGUCUUAUUUUGCAGUCAUCUCUUUUAAGUUGUUUGUACUUUUUAACAGUGAUUUAUAAUUUAUGGUAUUCUUUCAGGCACAGUAUCAAGUAUUACUGAUACUAGUAUGGCUAGUCCCAAAUGUGGUCGGGCAGCUACUCAUAACCUUCCUAAAGGAGUAGGUUUGUCAUUCUUCUGCCAUCCUAGUUUGAAAGGAAGAUAUGUCACCAUCAGGGAUGUUAGGGGAGGUAAAACGGGAUUCAAUCUUUGUGAAGUUGAAGUGUAUUCAGAACAAAGAGGUAUGGCGUAUCUGGAUAUUUUGAAGAACUACUAUUAA